AAAACACAAAUCGCGAACUACAAAACUGGCACGAACAGGAGAGCAGCCACAACUGGCUCCAUCUGUCAUUCUGCAGAGCAAGCAGACCACGAAGCCAAGGUUAAAGCCAGCGAAGCCUCUGAUAUGUCUGAAGCAUCAAUGGAACCGGCUUCAUCUGGCCAAAAUACUGCCGAGGCCACGUCUUAUCCAAAUUUUUUUACGUGGCAGCUGACUGACCCAUUCAAGGUUGAACGAUACCUGAUUGGUCUCUCGCUUGCCAACUGCACACCACAGCUGGAGCAGGAGUUCUAUUCAUCGCUCGACUCUAGACAUGAUAAUGUGGCUGUUCCAGAAAGCGAGGACCUCAAAGUGUCUACAGUCAUGUGCUGCUCGCUCUGUGGAGCUGAGUUUGAGUCACGGGAAGAUCAGGUACAACACUACAAGGCAGACUGGCACAGAUAUAACUUGAAGCAGAAGAUAUGUGGGGCAAGAGUUCUCAGUGAACAAGAGUUCAUGAACAUGAUUGAGGAAGUCUCUAGUAUUUCUGGUUCCGAAUCGGGGACUGACACGACGUCAGCGAACGAAACACCGGAGUCUGCGAGCGGGGGAGAGUCCAGUCCUCGCCGGAGGGUAAAAAGUGGAGACGCUCCAGGUAGAAGCCCAACAAAAGCCAACCGUAUGCCAAGACAAAGGACUAACAGUGUUGCCUCAACUGAUACUGAAGGAGAAGAGACGGAUGCUGACAAGGCUGAGAGCAGUAGUGCUCGCAUGAAUGCCAAGGUGUAUCUCAAGAAUGGCGAUGGUCAAGUCCUUGCCCUGUACAGGUGUAUUGUACAUGGAAAACUGGCAAUACCUGACAACUGUGCACAACUGAUAUCAGCAAUUGGAGACGUACCACACAAGAUGCAGUGGGCCGUCCUCAUGGUAGGCGGCGGACACUUUGCGGCAGCUGUUUUUAACGGGUCAGAAUCCCUGCUGCAUAAGACAUUCCACACUUACACCGUCCGUGCCAAGCAAGGUGGCUCCCAGUCAGCCAGGGAUGGCAAACAGAAAGGCAGCCAACCCAAGUCCGCUGGUGCUAGUCUACGGAGGCACAACGAGAUGGCAUUGGUGAAGGACAUCCAAGAUCUGCUGCAGUCCUGGUCUGAAGAGCUCCAGAAAUGCUCAGCUGUAUUCUACAGAGCCCCAGGUGCAAACCGGGCAGUGCUCUUUUCUGGCAAGAACCCACCUUUCCGCAAGUCAGACCCACGGUUGCGGCCAAUCCCAUUCCCGACCAAUCGGGCUACAUACAAGGAGGUGCUACGGGUCCAUCGGAUGUUGUGCACAGUCGAGUGCUUUGGCAGCGAAGAGCAGCUCAAGGGACGCAUUCCGGUGUCACCAAAGAUAAAUGUUGGCGCCAAGAAACCUGGAAAAACUGUGGAAGUGGGACCAGAUGCUAAGGCUCCAACCAGUACUGCUUCUGCAGGCGAUGAUGUCAGCUUCAAGCUUGAGAACAUUUCUCUUUCUGAGGCUCCUCGUGAUUCGUUGCUGCCUGUUGCGCCAUGUGACUCACCAAAACUGAAAAGCAAGCUUGUUGGGACCCUCCAGUUUACAGAAGAUAAGACAGACGAUGACUCAGGUUCUGACUCUGAUGCCACUGUGAAUUGGGAAGUUUCUGAAGAAGUUGUGGACUUCAGUGACCUGAGAGAAUUUGCCGGAACUAGAAAGCCACGCAAGAAAAAGCGCAUAAAGAAAAAAGGCAACAGAGAUGCAGAACAUGCCGAGAAGCCAGUGCCUCGAGAGUUCAGGGCACUCAAGACGGCUCUGUUUAAUGCCUGCAAGGCUGCCAACAAGGAAGCUCUGAUUUCCAUCCUGGAAGCCAUUUCUGGAAGUGGCACAAAGGAGUGUGAAAAUGCUGCUCAGGAAUGUGUGGAGACUGUGAUGCCAGGGCAGGCGUCAUCUGCAGCUGUAGAAGACUCCAUUGUGCCUUCAGCUGUGGGGCAGUACUGUCUGCUGAGCCCAAUUGGCUCUGACCCAGAUGCGACCCCUGUCGUUGAGAAGUCUGUAGAAUGGGAAGCGCCAGCCAGACUCGAACGCUGCAAUUCGGUCGAAUCUCCGUCGCUAGCAACGUGUUGCAAGGUUGUGCGUAACCAUGGAUUGGAGCACUGUCUACUCAAUGGACCUGUCGAUUUUUCAGACUCGACACUUCUUCACUACUGCGCCAAGCUUUCAGCUGUAAAGCUCAUCCAUUGCCUCUUGGAAGCAGGCGCUGAUCCUGCUGUUAAAAAUGCUAAAGGCCUGACACCCUAUGCAGUUUGCUCAGACAAGCAGACAAGAAAUGAAUUCAGGCGCUUCAAAGGUUUGCACCCAGAGAAAUAUGACUACGUUGCUGCUCAGAUACCAGAUGCUUUAACUGAGGAAAUGGAAAAGGAACGCUCUGAAAAGCAAAAGGAGAAGCGGAAGCUCCACAGAGAAAAGCUGAAGGAACGAAAAGCUGCUGAAGUUCAGAGACAACAGGAGGAGCUGGAGAAGAAAAGAUUUCUGUCCCUAAGUGACAGAGAAAAGAGGGCACUGGCUGCUGAGCGCAGGUUUGCAAGGCAAAUUCUGGAAACUAAUGGAGCCCCUGUUGUACUCAUACGUUGCUUUAUGUGUGGCACUGACAUCACUGGAAAAGUUCCGUUUGAAUACAGUGCAAACAAAUUUUGCACGAUGAAUUGUGUCAAGGAACAUCGAAAGAAGCCCCAGACCAACCGCACGUGAUGUGCCGCAGUCAUUGACAUCUGCCUCCGCCCUGCUAAGUCUUACUUAACAGCUGAUCAAUGGCUUCCCUGCGUGCUUUUAGAUGAAGGUCAAAUGAGCAACUUCUGGAUGUUUCUGCUUAUGCAAGUGUCACUGACUGUUUGCGUAAAUUGAGCGCUUGUAAUAAAUUAUUGUUUUUAUCUUUAAA
This is a messenger RNA of Dermacentor silvarum, 2905 nucleotides long. RefSeq names its product ankyrin repeat and zinc finger domain-containing protein 1-like. The record is from RefSeq and is a predicted model, not a curated record. Gene Ontology annotation, molecular function: protein binding. Lineage: Eukaryota; Metazoa; Arthropoda; Arachnida; Ixodida; Ixodidae.